Molecule: messenger RNA, 3294 nt
Organism: Closterium sp. Naga37s-1
Lineage: Eukaryota; Viridiplantae; Streptophyta; Zygnematophyceae; Desmidiales; Closteriaceae
Source: the annotation of a GenBank genome assembly
AUGGUACCCAGUCUCACCCUUCGCUCCUCACCCUUUGCACCUCACCCCUUUGCACCUCACCCCUUUGCACCUCACCCCUUUGCACCUCACCCCUUUGCACCUCACCCCUUUGCACCUCACCCCUUUGCACCUCACCCCUUUGCAUCUCACCCCUUUGCACCCCACCCCUUUGCACCCCACCCCUUUGCACCCCACCCCUUUGCAUCUCACCCCUUUGCACCCACGAGCAGCAAGUGGAAGAAGAGGGGCCACACGGAUUCCUGCCGAGCUGCACGAUUCGCUGCCAAUGGCCGAUUUGUGGUGUCAGCAGCAGCGGACAAGUCCAUUGUGGUUCGAGAUGUGGAGACGGGGGAGCGAGUGAGCAAGGUCAUGGGCGCUCACAGUGAGGGAAUCAACCGGUUGGCAUGUUGGGGUGACUCCUGUGUGGCUUCCGGUGAUGAUUCCGGCACAGUCAAGUUAUGGGAUCUCAGGCAGGAUGGCAGUGCAGUGGGCAGCACAGCCACGGUACAAGUAGCAUCAGACUAUCUCACUGACAUCCGCCCCCUACCCGCCUGCAAUCGCCUGCUUGCCGCCAGUGGCGAUGGCUCCAUGGCUGUUGUCGACCUCGCAACCAACCGACUCACAGCACACACGGACAGCACAGAUGAUGACCUGCUCUCGAUUGUGGCAGUCAAGAGCGACUCCAAGGUGGUGUGUGGCUCUCAGAGCGGGCUGCUCUACUUCUUCAACAUGAAUGGAGCGGAGCGAGACAAUGAUCGGUUUCGAGGUCACGGAGGUUCAGUGGAUGCCAUUGUGCCUUUGGACGACGACACGCUACUCACAGCCUGCUCCGAUGGGCUCAUCCGAGUGGUGUCUGUCUUCCCCAACCGUUUUCUGGAUGUCGUCGGAUCGCACACCGACGCUGCUGUGGAGGCACUGGCACUCUCUCACGAUCACAACGUGCUUGUGAGCGCAGGGCACGACCAGAAGCUCAAGGCGUGGGACAUUGCAGGAAUUUUGGAUGAGGAGGAAGACGGAGAGGACGGGGAGGAGGAGGAGGAGGAAGAGGAGGAGAAGCAAGAUGAAAAGAAUGAAGCAGGAGAUACUGCAGUGGCAAAUGGAAAAGAUUCAAAUGAGCUGGCAUCUGCUGCUGCUGGUGCUGAUGAAACGGGAGUGGGAAAUGGAGGGGCAAAACUAGCAGCGGACGGUGCAGGGGUGGGGAAGGAGCAGAGUGAUGCUGAUAUAAGAAGAGGUGGUGAUUGUAAGGGGAGUGACAGUGACAGUGAGCAAGGAGGAGGUGGGAGAGAUAGUGACCCCAACAGCAGCGACGACGACGGGGGCAAGGGAGGACGUGCACUGGGGCGAGAUCAGCAUGGUGGACACAUCCAGCGCGGAGAGGCGCCUGCUAGCCAACGAUGGCUGGCGUGCACUGGGGACGUGCACUGGGGUGAGAUCACCAUGGUGGACGCAGAACGCCGCCUGCUAGUCAACACUGGUGGUGUACAUUCAUCCCAUCCCCCAUCGCCCCCUCAUUCCCCAUCUCGCCAUCUCGCCAUCUCCCCCAUCCCCUCUCUCACCCCUCAGGACGUGCACUGGGGUGAGACCAGCAUGGUGGAUGCGGAAUGCCGACUGCUAGCCAACGCCCUCCUGGACCCGGGAAACGCACGCUUCAUCCUCGUUUCAGAGUCCUGCGCCCUCAUUCCCACUCUUCCCCACUCCCCAUCGCCCCCAACCCCCUUUCUCCCACCCCAGGAUGUGCACUGGGGCGAGAUCAGCAUGGUGGAUGCAGAAAGACGCCUGCUAGCCAACGCUCUCCUGGACCCAGGCAAUGCACGGUUCAUCCUCGUUUCAGAGUCCUGCGCUCCCCUCUUUAACUUCACAUUCGUUUACGAGUACCUCAUGGCCUCGCCCGAAGCAUACGUUCGUUUGAAGAACGAGCCGGGGACAAACGGGCGGGGGAGGUGGCGGAGGGAGUUUCUGCCUCUGGUUCGUUUGGAAGACUGGAGGAAGGGAGGACAGUGGUUUGCCAUGGAUAGGGAAGCGGCUAGGGUUAUUGUCGCGGACGAUAUUUUCUAUCCCCUUUUUAAGCGGUUCUGCAGGCCGCCGUGUUACGCGGACGAGCACUACAUGCCGACUAUGCUGAAAGUGCUUAUGCCGGGAAAUGUGGCGAAUAGGACGGUUACUUGGACGGAUUGGUCUAAGCCUGGUGCUGCGCAUCCUGCGCAGUUUGGUUCGGCUGCAGCCGCCAUAGACUCUACCGAGGCACUCUAUAACGCGCUGAUUCGUGCCUCCGCCAGACUCGCCGGCUCUGGCGGCGCCGGUGGCGGAGGCGCCGCGAACGCGUCAGCGGCGUCGCUAGCGUGGACCGCGAGCCUGCUGCGCGACACGGGCGUGGACCAGGAGGUGAUUAACGCGCGGAACUCGGGGCUCGGCGCGCUGCUGGUGGCGCCGACUAACUACGCGUGGCAGCAGUUCUUCGACGUGCUAGAGCGAGCCAACGCGAAGCAACCCGCGGGGACGUGGCCAGACGUCUUUGUGGGCUAUCCAAGCGUCACCGCAACCGCCCUCGUAGCUGCAGCCAGCAGCAUCACCACCCCUUCCUCCUCCAGCCCUCCCAACAUCACCCGCACCUUCAGCAACCUCUCCGCGCCUCUGAACCUGGACGCCCUGUCGCCCGAGGGGACGGCUGCCCUGAGAGGCGUGCUGCUGCUGCACGUCACGGGAGCAUACCACCUGGAGAGACAGCUGGAAGAAAUGGCAAUUCCCAAUGCAAGCAAUCCGCGCCAGUACACUCCCUUCCUUUCCCCCCUCCCUCCCCCCCUCCCUCCCUCCCUUCCCACCUCCUUUCCCUCCCUCCCUUCCCCCCUCCUUUCCCUCCCUCCUUUCCCCCGCUCUCCUCCCAUAGGCCCCCCAGCACGGGCACAUAUAGGCGUGGGGACCAACCAAACCAUUCAGAUCCGCAUAGACUCUGACAGGUCGCUUCCCUCCCCACUCCCCGCCCCCCCUCUCCCACAGGCACCCCAGCACGGGCACAUAUACGCGGUGGGGACCAACCAGACGAUUCAGAUCCACAUAGAGUCGGACAAGUCGCUGGUGUUCCGCGUGCCGGCCAACGCCAACACGCCUGUGAGGGACAGCCCCUACACCGCCUACUCUGUCACGGCAGCCGCCACUGUGCUGCCCGCCCUCAAGGAUGCCGUUGCUGAUGGCAGGCUGGCCGUGCAGGGCGCUGACCACGUGCUGGUUCCCCCCACCGGGCCUGCCAACGCGGGAGGAAAAGGUAGGCUAGUAGAUCUAGUGAAGGGUUUUGUGUAG